AUGGACGAAGAUGUUUACUAUCCUCAAGGAUGCCUUCCAAUCGAAAAUACAUUGAAUGUAUCACAACAAAUUGAAAGACUGCGGAAACUGUCUAUAUGCUUGCUAGACUGUAAAACUGGCGUUGACGCAGAUACCGAGCCACCGAAAAGGUUUACCAAAUUGUUCAAGCACCUGUCUCAGCACUGCUUUCUCAACAAUUCGAACUCAGACUUUCGUCUUUACCUCUCGUUGUGCUUAGGACAUAUUCUUCGGAUUUUCCAACCAGAGAUUCCAACGCCUACCGCUGUAUACUUAAAGGAAGUUUAUCUGCACAUUUUCCGAACACUUCGCGGCUUAUCAGAAAUUACGACAGACAAUCCAAAGUUCAAGAAUUACUUUACUCUUGUUGGGGUCAUCGAGAAAAUCUUGAAUCCCCUCAAUGAAAUGAGAGACGAAGAUGAGAUAGAAGCAAUUACAGUGAUCAAGUGCUUCUUCAAAGGUUUUUUAGUUCUUACUUCUGGAAAAGCAUGGAAGAAAAAUCUCGGAGCUGAAUGUCAGAAACUAAGCAAGAAUGAAGGUCCUAGUGACGCUGACCCCGUUACUGAAAGUGACGAAGAUCUAGAUAAUGACAACAGGAUGAGCCACGGUGAUCAAGAAAUGAACGAUUCUAUCAUAAAUAAACUGGUCAAUAUCGCCAAAGAAAUUUUAUCAUCAAUGGAAUAUGUUCCCAACGAAAUUAUGGAUGUUAUUCUUUAUCAAAUUACUAGUCAUCAAAGAACAAACUUUCCUGAAGCUCGAAUGAUGGCGGAGAAAGUUAUUAAAGUUUGUCUUGAGAAAGAAAAUCCGUCGGCUGAUGAAAACGUUCUAAUCCGAUCGAUUCGAAAUGUUAUUACGUCUGCUGCAAAAGAAGGGAAGCUACCAGAAGAGUUUGAGAAGUGUGGAUAUGAUAAUCGGCACAAGUUUUUCGAUCUGCUCCGAUAUUUGCAUUAUAUUUCGGAAAAACUAGUGGCCGGUGCCACCGAAGAACUGAAGUUUUGGUUGCAGUCCGACAAUCCUCAAUAUCGCAAAGAUGCUGUAAGAACGGUUGGAUUAUGCACAAAAGACAAACAUUGUCAAUUCGGAAUGGAAUCGGAUGAUUCCACUUGGAACGCUUUUCUCAAUGCUUCAAGUGAUCGGGACGAAAAAGUUCGUUAUGAAUUCGUGGAUCAAGCCAAGAAUAUUCUUUUUUCGAAUCACUCUCAUCUUCGAGGACAAGUCAUCAACGCUCUUUUCCGUCUUUCAAAAGAUUUGGACGAUGAAGUUCGUCUUCAUGUCGUUGAAAUUGUCACAGAUGUAGCCAAAUCUAAAUUGGAAGUUAUCAGUGAUAAAUUACUGAAAUUGUGUGCCGAGAGGAUGAGAGACAAAAAACCCAAAGUUCGGAACACAUCCAUCAAAUUGUUUAUGGAUCUGUAUCAUCAUAUCAUGACUUCCAAGCCGGAACCAUACUGCAAAGGUGUUAAUGCCAGUUCAUCGAAUAGGAUAGAAAACGCAGCUUUGCGUUACACGGAAUCUGAUAAAAACUGUGUUCGAUUCAUUCCAUCAGCCGUCUUGCAUGUUGCGCGAAUUCCUCACAAAUUUCCUGCAUAUACCGAUUCUCGAUUGCUCAUCGAAAGAUAUAUGCAGGUCUAUUUCAUCCCAUACAAAAGUUCAGCUUCGACAAGAGUGAAGAUUAUGACCUCGCUUCACAGAGAUUUGGACGAUCUUGGAAGAAUAAUGUUUGCUGAUAUUAUUACUCGAUCAUCACAACUUCGUCGGGCAAUGCUUGGCAUUCUGAGUCAAGUGGGAAGUUCAAAUGAGGUCACAGCGGAUAGUUCUGCUCAGAUCCAAACUCGUAUCAGCAGGAUUGCUCAGAUCUUUCCCGAACCAGCCGCUCUUGAGAGAGUGAUGAAGGGCCUUGUGAAUCAAAUGGCAUUAGAAGAGGCAAUUUUCGCCGAUUUUAAGAAAUUGAUGGACGAUCGCUUCACAACUAAAGACAAUGUGGAAAUCGCUCUGAAUAUGAAAAGUAAAAUUGAGAAAAAGUUGACUGGUGGAAAAAAUGCUCAAACGAUAUUUCGGCAUUUUCUGGAUCGUGUCAUUCCGCUGAGUUUCGAUAGUCUCGCGGCAAAGGAACUGAUCAAUGUUGUUUCGGAAACGAUUGCUGCCAAAAUCGACAGGAAGAACUGGGCGGAGACGUGUUUCGAAAAAGAUCUGGAACUGCUCAAACUGUUCAGCGAUCAGUUUGCUCAUGCGUUCGCCGAUGAAGAAACUGUGGAACUAAUCCGUGACAAAAUUCUGGAGCAUGAUGAAGCCGUUUCUGUUGAAGUCGCACUUCAAUGCUUGAGUAGGAUUUUCGAAAAUUCCAAGUUCCGUAAAACGUUCAAUGAAGAGUCUACUCGAAAAGCGAGAUGGUAUUUGCUUAUAAGUAAAAAACUGAAGGAGUACGUAAUGCGAGAAGAACCCGAAUUGCGACACAGCUGUAAACUUGCCACUCGACUCCUUGCCUCGUUCCUUGGAAAAGAGAAAGCUGUUGAAUUUUUCGAUGGAGAGUUUGCUACACUUGUCGAUCGGCUUCACCUCGAAAAUCCAGCGGCAUCGAACAGUUUCCAAGUUCUCGCUGAAAUUUCCCUUAUUGAUGUUCCCCACUACUUUCAACGAAUUAUGAAAAUUAUCGAAUCUGAGAAAAUCGGAACAAUGAUAAUGACGUCGCCUGAUCACGAUGACGAGGACCCCACCCUAUUUGAUAACUUGGUCCAUCUUGAACAACAACCAUGGCCGAAGCUUACAGCAGCGAAAGUUUACGCAGCCAAGUUCACCGCAAAAGUGCUUUGCGCGAUGCUUGUUCUCACAGAUCCAGAUCAGAAAGCAGAGAUUGCAACAGCUUCUCAAAAGUUUAUCGAUUUACUAAGCGAAAUUCUUGAAAAGAAUGGAGAUUUGGGUGGACAACAAUGUGAGGCCGAGAAAGCACGUCUUCGUGUAACAGCUGCCGGAUGUCUUCUCAAACUGGCGUCAGGGAUUACAUACAGGAGUAAAAUUCGUCCACAUCUUUUCAAACGAAUGGCUUAUAUGAUCACAGACGAAGCAUAUUGUGUUCGCUUGUAUUAUGCAAAACACAUCAGAAAAGGCAUUGGUCGAAGACUUCCAAUCGAGUUUGCCGCUUGCUAUGGAUUGAUCAAUCUGGGAUUGACAGAAGAAGACGGUGAAAACAAAAUGGAAGCUUUCAAAGGGAUAUGCAUGAAUCAAGCAAUUCAAUCGUUUGCCGAGCGGAGCGAAGACAGAGCUAACGCGGCUAAUUUACGAGGUCCUCAAAGAGCCAUUUUUUGUGCUGAGACUGUGAUUGCCUAUGUUGUUUGGCUACUCGCGAACUACGAUGGGUUGGAGAAAAUCGAAAAGAAUGCUGACAAGGGUGAUUCAGAAGAAGUUCUUGAACAAAAAGCUGCUAAUGUGAACGUGCUUGCACAGCUUCAAGAAUCCAUGUGGGUUGUGAUGGACGCCUUAAAACUAGCGAAAUGCAACAUGCAAAAAGUAUGGCUGGUUCUGGAAAAGUUGAAAUCUUGUGGAGAUAAACCAAUGCGUUCUGAGAAAAGUCUCACAUCUGUUGAAUUGAUUGAGCAUAAUAAGAAAAUAUGGGCUUUGUGUGAUCUCGGAAUCUCCAUGAUGCUGUAUCGUGCAAAGCUUCAAAUGGAAGACCAAGACUCCAAAGAUGUCGGUUUCAACCUUCAAUUCUUCUAUGUAUGCGAAAAAAAUACGUUUGAUCCUUCAAAUUGCUACGCACCGGAUGUUCUUAUCAACAGCGAGAAACAAAGGAAUGGAAAACUUCCUAAAGCAGGACACAUCUUCCAAGUGGCUGAUAUCACCGUAGUGGCUCCUCAGGAAGAACGAGGGAACGAAACUAGUGCAUCGAAUUCUUCAAGAAAUGUUUCGAGAAGAACCGGAGCCAACACUUCAGGUGGGAAAAGGAAAGGUGUCGGAAGAGGAGGAAGAAGAAGCGGUGCAUCUGUAGGAAGUGAGGACGAUGAAAUGAAAUCACCACCACAGGUCAAGAAAACUAGAAGCAGACGAGGCGUUUAUGAUCUACCAGAUGAAGAAAAUGAGGAUGAGUUUAUUCCACCUUCAAAACGUCGUAAUGCUCGGUCUUCUAAUCGCGGUGGUCGUGAUAAAGAAGAAGAAGUAGAUAAAAUGCCAGAUGAAUUGAUUCCACCGAAACGUCGCGGUGCUCGGACUUCAAAUCGUAAUGUUCCUGAUAAAGAGGAAGAUGAAAUGCCAGAUGAGUUAAUACCUCCAAAACGUCGUGGCGGUCGAAGUUCUGCUCGUGCUGUUCCUAAUGAAGAAGAAGAGGAUGAAAUGCCAGAUGAACUAAUUCCACCGAAACGUCGCGCUGGUCCAUCUCCUAAAGCGACUUCUUCAGUCAAUGGAAUCACAUCCCAAAACGAUGUCUCGCCAAAGAAGCGAUCUUCUGGACGUGGAUCACGAAGUAACAAGAAAGAGUCUGAAGUUGAGAGUUCAAGUUUAGAACAAGAUGAAGAGAGGAUUGAUGACGUUUCACUCGACAACCUCGUGAUUUCACCGAUUUUAAAUGAAUCUUCUGGAAGGAACCGCCGAAGUGCUCGAACCAUUGCUGCAACAGCCACCCUCACAGCAUCCACUCCACUUGUGAAUACUAAACCAAAAACUGUGAAGCGUAAAAGAUCCGAAGUUUUGGUAGAAGAACAAGAAGAAGAAGAAGAGGAAGCACCUACACCGAAGAACAGAACAACUGGAAGAAAUGAUCCGUCAACUCCGAGAGCCAAGAAAGCUUCAGCUACCGUUGAAAAAACGAAUUCUGUCAAAACGGUUUCUCCUGUGAAAAAGGCGGCAACAAAGGAAACACCGAAGACUCCGACUAGAAAUUCAUCUAGAUCUUCGGCUAAAUCUAGUGCAAAAUCUCCUGAAAAACCUCCAGCUAAGAAUUCGAAAACCAAAGUAACGUCUCCAAAGAAAAACAAGUAUGGCAUGCCUAUGGAAGAAGAUGAUGAGACUCCAACAACAUCUGCUCCUUCAGUAAAAUUUAGAACUUCAAGAAGACUCUCGAAAAAAUAA
Molecule: messenger RNA, 5073 nt
Organism: Caenorhabditis briggsae
Lineage: Eukaryota; Metazoa; Nematoda; Chromadorea; Rhabditida; Rhabditidae
Gene: Cbr-evl-14
Product: Protein CBR-EVL-14
Exons: 20
Coding region: 1-5073 (1690 amino acids)
Biological process (GO): mitotic sister chromatid cohesion; DNA repair
Cellular component (GO): nucleus; chromatin
Source: RefSeq, a predicted model, not a curated record